AUGGGCCUCUCCACCGUCGAGGAAGUCGAUGCGUUCAUGCUCACGCACUCGUACGUGUCCGGCUACGCCUUUAGCCCCGCGGACGUCGAGGUCUUCGGCAAGAUCUCGCUGCCGGACGCGGGCAAGUUCCCGCAGGCCUACCGCUGGUACAUCCACAUCGCGGCGCUGACGGGCGUCAAGUGCCUGGCGCUCGUCGCCGGGUCCUCGGGCGGCGCGGCGCCGGCGCCGGCGCCCAAGGCCGCCAAGGCCGCGCCCAAGGCCGCGCCCGCGCCCGCGCCCAAGGCGGCCGAGCCGGCCGCCGAGGACGACGACGACGACUUCUGGGGCGACGACGAGGAGCAGACGGAGGAGGAGAAGGCCGCGGCCGCCAAAAAGCUCGAGGAGGCCAAGGCCAAGGCCAUGGCCAAGCUCGCGAAGAAGGAGGUCGCGCAGCGGUCACUGUGCGCGCUCGAGAUCAAGCCCUGGGAGGCGGAGCAGGACCUCGAGGAGCUCUUCAAGAAGAUCAAGUCCACCUUCGUCCGCGAGGGCCUCAAGUGGUCCGAGGUCUGCAAGCUCGAGGACGUCGCCUUCGGCGUCAAGAAGAUCAUCUGCACGGCCGUCAUCAACCAGACCAUGUCCAUGGACGCCAUCAUCGAGGAGAUCACCGAGGAGGCCUUCGCCGACGAGGUCCAGUCCAUGACCAUGACGUCCAUGUCGCUCCUCUAG
Messenger RNA from Aureococcus anophagefferens, 705 nucleotides. RefSeq lists its product as hypothetical. The transcript has a single exon. Gene Ontology annotation, biological process: translational elongation. Bases 1 to 705 code for a protein of 234 amino acids. Lineage: Eukaryota; Pelagophyceae; Pelagomonadales; Pelagomonadaceae. Gene Ontology annotation, cellular component: cytosol. The record is from RefSeq and is a predicted model, not a curated record. Gene Ontology annotation, molecular function: guanyl-nucleotide exchange factor activity; translation elongation factor activity.